Molecule: messenger RNA, 1855 nt
Organism: Drosophila subobscura
Lineage: Eukaryota; Metazoa; Arthropoda; Insecta; Diptera; Drosophilidae
Gene: eIF3l
Product: eukaryotic translation initiation factor 3 subunit L
Exons: 4
Coding region: 120-1745 (541 amino acids)
Biological process (GO): translational initiation
Cellular component (GO): cytoplasm; eukaryotic translation initiation factor 3 complex
Molecular function (GO): protein binding; translation initiation factor activity
Source: RefSeq, a predicted model, not a curated record
UUUUGGAGGGUCUGACGGUAAAUUUGAUCGGUCACACUCUUUCUUUUCGCCAAAUUGUUGGCGUGUUGACAAAAAACCGUUCCUUCUUGUGGAUUUUGUGUAGAACAGCAGAAUAUAUAAUGUCGAAAUACGGUGGUGAGGAGUUUUCCAACAACGGAGACUUUUAUGAUGAUUUCGCCCACACCGGCGAUCCCGCACUAGACAUGGAGUACGAACGCAAUUACUACGCCACCCGGAUGCCGGAUAAUGUCAAGUACUUCUUGAUGAACUUCUGCCAGGCCGUCAAGGAGGGAAAUCUCUAUGACAUACAGAAUAUGUACGAGAACACAUUUCCGCAGAUUAGUGACCAUCACUUUGACAAAUCAUCUUGGCCGGAGGAACAGGAGGUCGGGGCACUGGUGGAGAGCGAUAAGGUGUUCAUGAUCCUAUACAAGGAGUUGUACUACCGUCAUAUCCAUGCCCGUAUUCCUGGUGGCCCCAAGCUGGAUCAGCGCAUCAACUCGUUCUUCAACUAUUGCGACUUCUUCAAUCUAAUCAUUUCGGCGCCGAACCCCGUCAUGCUGGAGCUGCCCGACAUUUGGCUGUGGGAGCUCGUUGACGAGUUUGUGUACCAGUUCCAGAACUUUGCCCAAUACCGUGCUCGGCUUACGGACAAAUCGCAGGAGGAGAUUCAGCAGCUUUGCGUGAACCACAGCAAUGUGUGGAGUAUUCUGUGCAUUUUGAAUGUCUUGCACUCUCUGGUGGAUAUCUCCAACAUUAAGAAGCAGCUGGAGGCGAUUUCCGGGGGCAUUGAUCCGAACACGGUGUCCGGAGACUUUGGCAAGCUCUCCUUCUACAAGAUGCUGGGCUACUUUUCGUUGGUCGGCCUUCUGCGCGUGCACUCGCUGCUGGGUGACUACUACCAGGCCAUCAAGGUGCUGGAGCCCAUUGAGAUCCACAAGAAAUCUGCCUACUCGCACAUACCAGCCUGUCAGAUAUCGACUUCGUAUUACGUGGGCUUUGCCUACAUGAUGAUGCGCCGCUAUGCCGAUGCCAUACGCACCUUCUCCGACAUCCUGCUGUACAUCCAGCGCACCAAACAGCUGUACAGCACGCGUUCCUAUCAGAACGAUCAGAUCAACAAGCAGGCCGAGCAGAUGUACCACUUGCUGGCCAUCUGCCUGGUCCUGCAUCCGCAGUGCAUCGACGAGUCCAUACAGCAGGUUCUGCGGGAAAAGAACUACCACGACGCCAUGUUCAAGAUGCAGUGUGGCGACCUGGAGGUCUUUAAGUCUUUCUUUGUGUUUGCGUGCCCACGCUUUGUCAGCCCCUGCCCCCCAGCAGCUGAUGCGCCCAUGGAGGACUACGUAAAGGACCCUAUGGAGCAUCAAUUGCUGGUGUUUAUGGAUGAGGUGCGCCAGCAGAAAGAUUUGCCCACCACGCGCUCGUAUCUGAAGCUCUACACCACAUUGCCGCUGGCCAAGCUGGCCUCCUUCAUCGACCCCAAUGCCAACGACGACGAUGUGUCCAAGCUAUUGAUCCGUCUGCUCUGCUUCAAGCACAAAAUGCGUAAUUUGGUUUGGAGCAAGGGGCCCAGUGGUCUGGAAGGCACAUUUAAGUCCGGCUCUGAGCUCGAUUUCUACAUCGACGACGACAUGAUUCACAUAGCCGACACCAAGGUCUCCCAUCGCUAUGGCGACUUCUUUGUGCGCAAAAUCCUCAAGUUCAACGACCUAAAUCGCAAACUGAAGAACAUCAACAUUUAAACCUAACAGUUCACUAUAUAUUAAAAAUUCCAAACCUGGACCGAUUCGCUCUGAUGAUACCAAUAAAAGAAUGCCUGCGAGUAUCCACUUCCGCAGGAAAGGUCCUAAUA